CGGACCGAGCUGCCCACCGGGGCUGCCUCCAGCCUGAGCCGCCGCUCCGCCGGAGGAGCCGCAGCCCCGGCCAGGGGAGGGGGGCGGUUCCCACGGGACAUUUAUAUAUAUUUUCCCCCCCUCCCCCCUUUUUUUAAUUUUUUUUUUUUCUUUUUUUUUUUUUUUUUUUUUUUUUUUUUAAUUUUCUUUUCUUUUCCGUUUGGUUUUCAUCCGUGGAUAACGCUCGAGAGGAGCUGGGGGGGUGGGGGGAGCCCGGUCCCGGCGGGAAGGAGGCGAUGGAAACGCCGCGGGACCAGCGCGCAGGGGCUCGGCACGCAGCGCGGAGCCGGCACCAUCCAACUCCCCUGCAGCGCAGGAUGAACCCGCUGGCGUCCUGCCUCGGCCUGUGGCUCCUCUGCCAGCUCCCAGCCCUGGCCUCGGGGACACGUGCCAUCUACAAAGUGCAGGAGGAACAACCCCCCAACAGCCUCAUAGGGAGCCUGGCCUCUGACUACGGCUUACCGGACAUGGGGCACCUCUACAAGCUGGAAGUGGGGGCCCCGUACCUCCGUGUGGAUGGCAAGACAGGGGACAUCUACACCACAGAGACCUCCAUCGACCGGGAGAACCUGCGGGAGUGCCAGCACCUCCUCCCUGGAGAGCCCUGCUUCCUGGAGUUCGAGGUGUCCAUCACUAACCUGAACGCCAACAGCAGCCCGCGCCUGCUCGAGGGGCAGAUCGAGGUGCUCGAUAUCAAUGACAACACCCCCAACUUCGCCUCGCCCGUCCUCACCCUCUCCAUCCCCGAAAACACCAACAUCGGGACGCUCUUCUCCAUCCCCCUGGCCAUGGACCGGGACUCAGGCCCCAAUGGCGUUGCCUCCUACGAGCUGAUGGCUGGUCCGGAGGCGCAGGAGCUCUUUGGGCUGCAGGUGGCCGAGGACCAGGAUGAGAAGCAGCCUCAGCUGAUCGUCAUGGGGAACCUGGACCGGGAGCAGUGGGACUCCUACGAUCUGACCAUCAAGGUGCAGGAUGGGGGAAACCCCCCGCGGGCAAGCAGUGCCCUGCUCCGCAUCACCAUCCUGGACAUGAACGACAACGCGCCCAAGUUCGAGAAGGCCCUGUACGAGGCAGAGCUCUCUGAAAACAGCCCAGUGGGGCACUCUGUCCUCCAGGUGAAAGCCAACGAUUCGGACCAGGGUUCCAAUGCCGAGAUCGACUACUCCUUCCACCAGGCCUCGGACAUGGUGCGGCGGCUGCUGCGCCUGGACCGCGCCACAGGGCUCAUCACCGUGCAGGGCCCCAUCGACCGUGAGGACAUUGGCACCCUCAAGUUCUCUGUCAUGGCCAAGGACAAGGGCGCCAACCCCAAGAGCGCCCGCACGCAGGUGGUGGUCACCAUCAAGGACAUGAAUGACAACGCACCCUCCAUAGAGAUUCGGGGCAUAGGAUUGGUCACCCACCAGGAUGGCAUGGCCAACAUCUCGGAGGACGUGCCAGUAGAGACAGCAGUGGCUCUGGUGCAGGUGUCCGACCGAGAUGAGGGUGAAAAUGCAGUGGUGACCUGCGUGGUGGCCGGUGACGUCCCAUUCCAGCUGCGCCAGGCCAGUGAGACAGGGAGUGACAGCAAGAAGAAAUACUUCCUGCAGACCACCACGCCGCUGGACUAUGAGUCGGUGAAGGAGUACACGAUUGAGAUUGUGGCCGUGGACUCAGGGAACCCGCCCCUCUCCAGCACCAACUCCUUGAAGGUGCAGGUGAUGGACGUGAAUGAUAAUGCCCCUGUCUUCAGCCAGAGCUUCACUGAGGUGGCCUUCCCUGAGAACAACGAGCCCGAUGAGCUGGUCAUGGAGGUGAGCGCCACUGAUGCUGACAGUGGCUCCAACGCUAAGCUGGUUUAUUCCCUGGUGACAGACCCCUCCUCCAAGGGCUCUUUCACCAUUGACCCUGACUCCGGGGAGAUCCGGGUGAAGGCGGUGCUGGACCGAGAGCAGCGAGAACGCUACGAGUUCUUGGUGGUGGCAGAAGAUAAGGGUAGCCCCAGCAAGCAGGGCACAGCGUCCGUGGCCAUCAACGUCAUGGACAGGAAUGACAACGACCCGAAGUUCAUGCUGAGCGGCUACAACUUCUCAGUGAUGGAGAACAUGCCGCCCCUCAGCCCCGUGGGCAUGGUGACGGUCAUCGAUGCUGACAAAGGAGAAAAUGCCCGGAUCCAGCUGUCAGUGGAGCAAGACAAUGGGGAUUUUGUCAUCCAAAAUGGCACUGGCACCAUCCUCUCCAGCAUCUCUUUCGACCGGGAGCAGCAGAGCACCUACACCUUCCGACUCAAGGCGGUGGAUGGUGGGGAUCCACCCAGGUCUGCCUAUGUGGGGGUGACCAUCAACGUCUUGGAUGAGAAUGACAAUGCCCCCUUCAUCACUUCCCCCUCCAAUGCCACCUACAAGCACAUCCUGCCCCACACCAGUCCCGGCCAGCAGGUGAGCAAGGUCAAGGCAGAGGACAUCGACUCAGGCAUCAAUGCCGAGCUGAUCUACAGCAUCACAGGAGGAAACCCCUUUGAGCUCUUCCAGAUCUCCCCGCAGAGCGGAGACAUCACCCUGGAGAAGGAGAUCCUGCGCAAGCACCAUGGCCUGCACCGCCUGGUUGUGCGUGUCAACGACAAGGGCAAGCCCUCGCGGCACGGCACGGCUCUGGUGCACUUCUACGUCAACGAGACGCUGGCCAACCGCACGCUGCUGGACACGCUGGUGGGGCACAGCCUGGACACCCCGCUGGACAUCGACAUCGCCGGUGACCCUGAGUACGAGCGCAGCAAACAGCGGAGCAACAUCCUCUUCGGAGUCAUCGCCGGCAUCGUGGCCGUCACCCUGGUCAUCGUGCUGGUGGUCCUGGUGCGCUACUGCCGGCAGCGUGAGGCCAAGAGUGGCUACCAGGCAGGCAAGAAGGAGACCAAGGACCUGUAUGCACCCAAGCAGGCCAGCAAGAGCGGGAAGAGCAAGAGCAAAGUGAAGAAGAGCAAGUCUCCCAAACCGCCCAAGCCCACAGAGGAUGAGGAGGAGACAGGGCUGCAGAAAUCGCUCAAGUUCAACCUCAUGAAUGACUCCGUCAGUGACAGCCCCCGGAUCCACCUGCCCCUGAACUACCCUCCGGGCAGCCCAGACCUGGGCCGCCACUACCGCUCCAACUCACCGCUGCCCUCCAUCCAGCUGCAGCCUCAGUCACCCUCCGCCUCCAAGAAGCACCAAGUGGUGCAGGACCUGCCGGCCACCAACACCUUUGUUGGCACCGGGGACAACAACUCGACGGGCUCCGAGCAAUACUCGGACUACAGCUACCGCACCAAUCCCCAGAAAUACACCAACAAGCAGUUACCUCAUCGCCGAGUGACGUUCUCUGCAGCCAGCCAGGCUCAGGACCUGCAGGACCCCUCCCAGCACAGCUACUACGACAGCGGGCUGGAGGAAUCUGAGACCCCCAGCAGCAAAUCUUCGUCGGGGCCCCGCAUCGGGCCCCUGGCCCUGCCCGAGGACCACUACGAGCGCACCACGCCUGAUGGCAGCAUCGGGGAGAUGGAGCACCCUGAGAACGAUCUCCGGCCUCUGCCCGACGUAGCCAUGACUGGGACCUGCACCCGGGAGUGCACAGAGUUCGGCCACUCCGACACCUGCUGGAUGCCCGGACAGUCCUCCCCCAGCCGCAGGCCCAAGAACGCCCUCAAACUCUCCACUUUUGUGCCUUACCAAGACAGAGGGAGUCAAGAGCAAGUCGGGAACGGCAGCCCCAGACUGUCGGAAGAGCGCAGCACCAAAAUGGCCAACCUCCGCCUGCUCCCCACGUACAGUGCCUUCUCCAAUAGUAGCCAUGAGCCCUGCAAGGACUCUCCCAUGGAGGAAAUUCCUCUCACCCAGACCUCGGACUUCCAGCCAGCCACCACCCCGUCGGCCCAGACCACCAAGAGGGAGAUCUACCUGUGAGGCUGGGCGUGGGGGGCAGGGAGCAGAGGCCAGAGGAACAUUUUCCACUUCGAUGAUGCUUUAUGGCUCCGGCCGCUUCUCCAGGCAGGGCGCUCUGCGGGGAGCAGGG
Messenger RNA from Pseudopodoces humilis (Tibetan ground-tit), 4062 nucleotides. RefSeq names its product protocadherin 1 (gene PCDH1). Gene Ontology annotation, molecular function: calcium ion binding. Lineage: Eukaryota; Metazoa; Chordata; Aves; Passeriformes; Paridae. Gene Ontology annotation, biological process: homophilic cell-cell adhesion. Gene Ontology annotation, cellular component: plasma membrane. The record is from RefSeq and is a predicted model, not a curated record.